AUGGCAUCCAACCUGAUCUCCAAAGGCAACCUCGACCCUCCCCUUCUUCUCUGGAACAGAUCGGCCGAGAAAGCAAAGGCCUUCGCCGAAGGCAAAUCCGUGACCCUCGCCUCCUCGCUCGAGGAAGCCGUCGCAAAGGCAGACAUCAUCUUCUCCUGCAUCUCCAAUGACGCCGCCGUCGAGAGCGUCUACGAAACCGCCCUCAAGAUCCCCGACGGCGUCAAGGGCAAGAUCUUCGCCGAGUGCUCCACCAUCCAUCCUGACACCACCCGCGGCCUCGAGAAAGCCACCAAGGCCGCCGGCGGACUGUUUGUCGCCGCGCCCGUCUUUGGCGCGCCUGCGAUGGCGAACGCGGGUAUGCUUGUCUUUGUCCUCGCGGGAUCAAAGGCCGGGAUCGAGUCCAUCAAGCCCUACCUCGACGGCGUCAUGGGCCGCAUGUCCAUCGAUCUCUCGGACGACCCUGAUGUCGGAAAAGCACUCACCUUGAAAGUCAUCGGCAACACCGUCAUCCUCGGCAUGGUCGAGUCCUUGUCGGAAGGCCAUGUCUUGUCCGAGAAGACCGGUCUCGGAACCGAGAACUUUGAAAAGUUCAUUACCGCGAUGUUUGGACAGUCGCCGUAUCUGCCUUACAGCAAGCGUCUUACUGGUGGUGAUUACGUCCGCGAUAAGCCUUUGUUUGGCGCCGAUCUGGCUGCUAAGGAUGCCCGACACGCACUCAGCCUGGCAAAGUCAUCAGGCACAACGAUGCCGAUUGUCGAAAUCGCCGCGCAGCACCUCAAAGAGGUCGAGGAAGAGCUCGGCCCGAAGGGAGACAUUGCUUCGAUCUACGGUGUCGUGCGUAAGAAAGCUGGUCUUCCUUUUAUCGAGAAGAAGUGA
Messenger RNA from Myxozyma melibiosi, 876 nucleotides. RefSeq names its product NAD binding domain of 6-phosphogluconate dehydrogenase-domain-containing protein. The transcript is spliced from 2 exons. The coding region runs from base 1 to 876 and encodes 291 amino acids. NCBI's taxonomy places the organism in Eukaryota, Fungi, Ascomycota, Lipomycetes, Lipomycetales, Lipomycetaceae. The record is from RefSeq and is a predicted model, not a curated record. Gene Ontology annotation, molecular function: oxidoreductase activity, acting on the CH-OH group of donors, NAD or NADP as acceptor; NADP binding; NAD binding.